CCCAACGUUCCACGCGUCCGCCAAGAGUCCAAAAACCGAUGUCAUCGAGCGAACAGGACCCCUACCUUACAUUUCUUGAGCGAGCGAACAAGUCGUAUGAGAGCAAUUCAGUUCACACGGCCGGUGGUCCUCCUGGAGAAGUCAUGCAGGUGAGGGAGGGGGAGGGUCAGGAGACGGGUAAACUGCGCGAUGUAUGCGAGCGGACGUGGUAUGCUUCGGAAAGCGACGAGCGUUUUGAGGCGGUCGUCCUUGAUUCGCUGCCUGAAUUCAACGAUGAGUUUACUGUCGACGAAUGGGAUACCCACGGACAAUAUCGCGCACUGGCCGACGCCGUCCGCGGAGCUGGGGAAGACCCAGAGAAGGGCCACGUCAAGGUCUACAAGGUGCCUGGAGAAGGAGCGAGGGUGUAUUACUAUGUCUUGACAAGAACGAGAGCCGGAGGAUACGUUGGAGGCCGUGUACUCUCUGUAGAAACGUGAUUUCAACUUAAUAAGGUUGCCCUCAAUUAAAGGAUUGUAGCUGGGUGUGUACGUGGCGCUCGGCGUUGUUUUCAUUGCCCUAC
Molecule: messenger RNA, 562 nt
Organism: Saitoella complicata NRRL Y-17804
Lineage: Eukaryota; Fungi; Ascomycota; Saitoellomycetes; Saitoellales; Saitoellaceae
Exons: 1
Coding region: 39-479 (146 amino acids)
Source: RefSeq, a predicted model, not a curated record